AUGCCAGCCUCCGCCUCUUCAGCCGUUCAGACCAAAGGCAUAUAUCAUGGCCUUCCCGUCUUUCCCGAGUCAAUCAAAGGCCUGACGGCCAUCGUCACCGGCGCAAAUGGCAUCUCCGGCGACCAUAUGAUUCGAGUCCUUGCCGAGUCUCCUGAGCGAUGGACCACCAUCUAUGCAAUGUCGCGGAGGCCACCUGCGGUACCGAGAAAAUGGAAAACAAAAGUCCAUCACAUCCCGUUGGAUUUCCUAAACAGCUCGCCGGAAGAGUUGGCCGAAACCAUGAAGAAGCAUGGAGUGAAAGCGGAUUAUAUUUUCUUCUUUGCGUAUGUGCAGACCGAGCCCAAGGAGGGUGGCGGAGCGCUUCUACGAAGGUUUUUGGACGCUUUGAAGCAAGCAGCUAUCACGCCAAAGAGGUUCAUGCUCCAAACCGGCGCAAAGAACUAUGGCAUCCAUUUAGGACCCACAAUCAAUCCGCAGCAUGAAUCUGACCCGCGAGUCACACUUGAGCCAAAUUUUUAUUAUCCCCAGGAAGAUAUGUUGUUUGAGUACUGCAGGCAGACGGGCGCCGGAUGGAACGUUGUCAGACCAUCCUACAUUCUGGGUGCAGUAAAAGAUGCUGCAAUGAACCUGGCAUAUCCAUUAGGGGUGUUUGCUGCCGUUCAGUCCUAUCUGGGAAAGCCAUUGGUGUAUCCGGGCGAUAUCACCUCUUUCCACGCAGUAGUAGAUUUGUCGACGGCUAUGAUGAACGCUUAUAUUGAGGAAUGGGCGGUGUUGGACCCCAAAGCCGCAAAUGAAGCCUUCAACGCCAGUGACGGCAGCCCGUUUAGUUUUGGUAAGUUCUGGAUCCAGCUCGCGAAGUGGUACGGGGUUGGAUGUGAGCUUCCGGACGAGAAUGUCGCGUACAACACGAUGCAAACUGCAUACGAACCGCCGCCACGAGGAUUCGGUCCACGAGGAACGCAUCGCUAUCGCUAUACCCUGACAGAGUGGGCGGGUCAGCCAGAAGUCCAAGUAGCGUGGAAAGCGCUCAUGAAGGAAUACAACCUUGAAUCAGACCCCAUCAGCAACGAGCAGGAUCGCGCGAGAAUCUUUGGCUUCGCGGACAGUGCUCUCCUCGGCGUCACCGCGCUCCAGUUCAACAUGGACAAAGCGCACAAACUCGGGUUCUUCGGGACGGUCGACACUGUAGAAUCCAUGCGAAAGGUGCUCGAGGAGUUUGCGGAUCUCAAAAUGCUUCCGCCGUUGCCCAAGCCCAAGUCCGUUUCUCUGUGA
Molecule: messenger RNA, 1272 nt
Organism: Uncinocarpus reesii 1704
Lineage: Eukaryota; Fungi; Ascomycota; Eurotiomycetes; Onygenales; Onygenaceae
Exons: 5
Coding region: 1-1272 (423 amino acids)
Source: RefSeq, a predicted model, not a curated record